AUGGCGGAGUUCGCGCUUGGUCUGACCAAGACGGCGGUGGAGGGGACGGUGAGCAGGGUGAAGUCAGCCAUCGAUGAGGAGGCGAAGCUGCGGAUUCGAGUGCAGAAUGAUUUGGUGUUCAUCACUGGCGAGUUCGAAAUGAUGCAAUCAUUUCUCAACGCUGCCAACAAGAUCGAUGUGGAGGAUUGCCUCGAGUUUGUUGUCCACCUCGACAACAAGUCAACCUGGUCCUGGUUGUGGCGCGUGCUGCCGGACUGCAUGGCACCGGUGCGGCCUCUGGAUGUGGCGGUCGCGGAUAUUCAGCGGCUCAAGGCGAGGGUGGAGGAUGUAAGCCAGAGGAACACCCGCUACAACCUCAUUGGUGACUCUGGCUCCCACUCCAACUCAAAGCCUACAGUAGUUACUACUGUCUCAUCUUUGACGACGGAGCUUAUGCCUGAUUCUGGCCCAGCAGCGGCAUUCCGCAUCCUGCACAAGGUGUGGGAGGCCACAGAUAAGAUACGGCCUGAUAUGGGUGACCUCAGGAAGUUGAUCACCAAUGAAGGUAGUGACCUUGAGGUUAUCUCUGUAUGUGGAAGCCCAGGAGCAUCUGAUCUUGGGGUGACACACGUCCUCAGGGAGGCUUACAAUGACCCAAAAAUCUGCCAAGAAUUCACAAGCCGAGCCUGGGUUCAUCAAAAUCUUCCUUUUAACCUCAAUGAGUUCAUCAAAAUCUUGCUCACUCAAUUCUAUGCUAGCUCUAACCGAGCAAGUGUAGGAGUAGCAGGCUUCCGAAAAAAUAUGAAAGAAGCGGUGGCCAAGGAAGAUGAGCUCAUGCAGCAAGUGAGCCAGCUGAGGUAUCUCGUUAUCGUGGAACAACUAUCCUCUGUGGUAGAGUGGGAUGCCAUCAGAAUGUACCUACCGGAAAGUAAAAACGGCAGCCGGAUUGUCGUGACGACAAAGCAGUUGGGUCUUGCUUUCUCGUGCACGGGGAAUCCCUAUCAAGUAUCGAACCUCAGACAACUCUCCGGUGGCCAAUCUCUUUGUGCCUUCUUCAACAAGGUCUCUGAACGUCGUAGUGACAUGGGUGAACUCAUUUGGCAAUUAAGACAUGUUGUUGGUGUGAUCUCUGUGCAGAAGCAUCCUGAUCUAAGGUCAUCAACUCUUAUUGAUAAGGUGUACACAGGCAAGAAAGGGUACUCAGAUAAGGACAAGAGUAACGCAUUCUCUAUCAGAAUGGUAGAGGCACGUGAUUGGAUCAACAAAUUUGAAAGUAUUAAGGAUUAUAGUGGAUGGAAUCCUAUUUUGGAAUUUUUCCCAGAUGGCAGUCCUCCUCAUGGUGUUACUUCCAUGUGGGGGAUUGCAGGGGUCGGGAAAUCAGCUCCAGUCAGAAGCUUUUAUUACAAGAGUACGAUUGGUGAUCUUGAACCGGUCAGGAAGUACAGCUGGGUGGAUGUUCCCCAACCAUUCGAUUUGACAGACUUUUGUAGACAAUUAUAUAUGGAUUUUAAUUCGGAUGAUCUUGAAGAAAAAGAAACUGCAGCAGUUCGUAUGAUAGAAGGCCAGGACCCAAUUCAAGGGUGUCGUAAGUUUUUGCAGGAAGACGACUACUUUGUUGUUUUUGAUGGUUUAUGCUCCAUACAUGACUGGGAUCAGAUAAAAGAAGUGUUAUUAUCUGAGCCAAUUAAAGGCAGUAUAUUUGUCAUUACAAAUGAAAAAGGUGUCGCCACACAUUGUGUAGAUGAUCGAGAAGAUAGAGUGUUUAAUGUGAAAGGUCUUGGUGCUGACACGGCCCUUGCUCUCUUCACAAAGAUGGCUCGGAGUGGCAAGCUGAUCAAGACUUCCAGAGAGGAAGAGCUUUCAAAACUGAUCAUUGCCAAGUGUGGCGGGCUACCCAAAGUAAUAGCUGCCAUAGGCGAGUCCUUGCAGGCACCCUACAAAUGGGAUAAAAAGUUGUUAGAGAGCCUAAAUGCUAAAUUCAUGAUCAUGUUGGAGACAGACCCAAGAUUCCAAUGUUUAAGGGGUCUAUUUACUAGGAUGCAGUCCUAUUUUGAUGGUUGUCCAGAUUCACUGAAGCCAUGUAUCUUCUAUCUGUCAGUAUUCCCUUUAGGCCACAUUAUUAGGCGAAGGCGUCUGUUAAGGCGGUGGAUCGCGGAGGGUUACUCCAGGGGGACUAAUUGCAGUACUGCAGAAGAGAAUGCGGAGAAGUACUUCUCCCAGCUUGUAGAGUUAAGCAUAAUAAUCCAGCAGCAGCAAGAACCACCAAGCAGUGCAGACGUAUGGAAAGUCAAUGGAUUCUUUCGUGAAUACAUCAUUUCACGUCCAAUGCAAGAUAAUCUUGUGUUUGCACUAGAGGGGCGUCGCAGCCAUAACUGGCAGGCGUUACAACAACACCUGGCCAUAAGUAGCAGCUGGGAUGGAGACAAGAUUGUAUUUGAGAGAAUGGAAUUGUCACGGCUCCGGUCAUUGACGGUGUUCGGCAAGUGGAGGCCAUUCUUCAUCUCUGCCUAUGUCAAUAUGGAAUUGCUCCGGGUGCUGGAUCUAGAGAAUUCAACAGGUGUCAGAGAUGCUGAUAUUGAGCAAAUUGGGAAGCUAGUUCUUCGCCUCAAAUUCCUCUCCCUACGAGGUUGCAAAUAUAUUACCUGUUUGCCGAGAUCAUUGGCUGGCCUGAAGCAGUUGCAAACUCUAGAUGUAAAAGGCACCUCCAUAGUCAUUUUGCCAUCUUAUGUUAUGAAGCUACAUAAGCUACAAUACAUUCGUGCUGGUGCCAUACUACCACCAUCAGUUACGGAAGACCUACCAGCAGAAGAAGCAGGAGCAGCUGAUGAGGACCACAUGACAUCAGCAACCGCUGGAGAUGACCAUAGUGAUGCCAUGGUUACAAGCCAAUUAGCAGGAGAAGCAAGAACACCAGCAGAAGAAGAGCCAGUCCAGACCACAACGCCAUGGAGCAGUCGGGGACGAGAUAUGCUGGUAUCUUGCAGCUGUGGCAAGGCCAUCCUCAUGGAGCUCAAGAAGCUUACCCAAUUGCACAAGCUCGCUGUGUCCGGCAUCAACUGGAAAAAUUGGAGUGAAUUUUGUUCUGUCAUCUCAGGCUAUGUUCAUCUUGAGACCUUGUCAGUGAGACUCGGUGAUAAUGAUGAGAAGCAGAAGGAGCGGGAGGAUUUGUGUUGUUUGGAUGACAUCUCCAAACCGCCAAAAACACUAAAGAGCCUCAAGCUCUACAAGCUGGUGAUAGUUUUUGGAGGUAGGAUGCCUGCAAAUGUGGAGGUGCUGGUUGUUCACUGCUCUUCUACCGAGUCGUCUUUGGAGCUUUCUGGGUUAGAGAAGCUAGAGAAUCUCAAGGAAGUGUGGCUUAAGGGUUCAUACAGCGACCAAGUCAAGGAACACUUGCAGCAGAAGGUUGGCGAGCUUGUGAAGAAACCUGUGUUGAAGCUGGAGGACCAACACACCCAACAUUUCAGGGAGCUGGCAUUCACCACUGCAGGGUCGCUCAAGAAUGCAGAACGGAUGGUCAAGCAAGGAAGCAAGGGGAAAGGGAGGGGAACGGGGGACCUGGGUGGGGAUGAAUUUGGCCUGGUUCGUUCCUCGCCGACCACGCGCGCCAGAGCGUCACCGUGCGAUCCCCCUCUACGGCCGCAGCAUCUCCGCCUGGUACUGCAGCAGCAGCAGCAGCUUCACGCGCUCCGCGCUCCCGUCUUGGCCACCACCGCCGCGGACCUGUACGGCGAUCUAUUCCACAGACCGUACUUCUGCUGCGGGUGA
Messenger RNA from Triticum dicoccoides, 3744 nucleotides. RefSeq names its product disease resistance protein RGA4-like. The coding region runs from base 1 to 3744 and encodes 1247 amino acids. The record is from RefSeq and is a predicted model, not a curated record. The transcript has 9 exons. Gene Ontology annotation, biological process: defense response to other organism. Gene Ontology annotation, molecular function: ADP binding. NCBI's taxonomy places the organism in Eukaryota, Viridiplantae, Streptophyta, Magnoliopsida, Poales, Poaceae.